This is a messenger RNA of Microcebus murinus (gray mouse lemur), 17761 nucleotides long. NCBI's taxonomy places the organism in Eukaryota, Metazoa, Chordata, Mammalia, Primates, Cheirogaleidae. The record is from RefSeq and is a predicted model, not a curated record.
GGAGAACUCUGAUUGAUAGAGCAUCAUUUUUUUUAUUAAUAGGAAGUAAAAUCAUCUGAGAAUAAAGCAGAAGAAAGUGGAAUAUGAGAAAGUACAGGAGGUUUGAAAUAGUCUUUGCACAGAAUGGAAGAGUGAACUGACAAAAGAAACUUAAUUAGAUUUUUCGGUAGUGUUGAGGGCUCAGCAGAGGUUACUGAACAGAAUUCUCUUCUGUCUUUGUCUAUCUGGGAAGCUUCUGUUGUUUUAAGGCCUUAAACUUUAAGGCAUACUGUGACUCAGGGACUCUUGCUUGCCUUUUCCUGGAAGUGUUGGCCAUGCUUUUUUUAAUGCCCUCACCGAACCCUAUUAUGUCUUGUUCAUCAUUAUGUCAACAAAUAUUUUCGGAUCCCCUACUUGCCUAGCACUAGGAACUGGGGAUAGAGUAGGGAGCAAUCAGAAUCUUUGCCACCAUGGAACUUAUAUUUCUAGUUAGGGUAAAUAGACAAUAAGCAAAUAAAUAUUUAUAUGAGAUGGUACUAAGUGCUAUGGAGAAAAAUAAUGCAAGGUAAGUAAGAUAAGGAUGUUGGGGAGAGUGUUGCUAUUUUCUGCAAACACUUUUUAGGGAAGAACUCACUAAUAUGGUGGUGUUUGAACAGAGACUUGAAACGAGGGAGUAAACCUUGAGGGCACCUGGAAGGAAGAGUGCUUACGCUUCUGCUCAACUAGUGGUAUAAGUCACCUGUUGUCCCCUUCUUUCUUUACUAAUAGAACCCAUGAGUUGUAUAUUGGUACAUGACCACUGAAAUAAAGAUUAAAUUUUAUAGCUUUCCUUACAGCAAGGCAUGCCCAUGUGAUUGAGUAAUGUGUGCAGUUGCCAGGCUGUACCCUUAAAAGAAAGGAUAUACCUUCUCCUUUCUCUUUUCUCUCACCUCAUCAGCUGGGAUGGGACCCAGCAGACAUAGUGGGGAACUCUCUUAGACCCUGAAAACAGGACUACUUCCUUGGAAAAGGUAAAAUAACUAAAAGGCUGCCAUGUUAGCCCUUGAGUAUUUAUACUUGGACAGUUAUGUGAGAGGAAAAAAUAAACUAUCACGUUUAAGCCAUGGUAUUUUGGGUCUUUUUAUUACAGCAUAUGUGUGGUAGGCAGAAUUUUAAGAUGUUCUCUGAGAUUUCCUGCUCCCUGGUAUAUAGCUCCCUAGUCUGCCCUGCAUAUUCCCUGGGACUGUGAAUGUGACUGGUUUUACUUCUGUAAUUAGGUUAUAUAUAUGGCGUAGUUGACUAUCAGAAAGAGAUUGCCUGAGGGGGCCUGACAUAAUCACAUGAGCCCUUUACAAGCAAGGAGUUUUCUUUGGCUGGUGUCAGAAGGGGACGUCAGAUAAAUCUGAAGCAUGAGAAGUGUAUGAGGCACUGUUGCUGAACUGAAUAUGGAGGGACCAUGUGGCAAGGAGGGCAAGUGGCAUGAGAGUGGCCCCUGGCUGGUGGAAAGGAAGGAAACAGGGAUACCAGUCCUAAAACUGCAAGGAGCUGAGUCUUGCUAACAAUGAUAAUGAGCGUGGAAGUGCAUUUUUUUCCCUAGAGCCUCUACAUGAGAGCUCAGCCCAACCUACACCUUGAUUUCAGGCUUAUGUUAUCCUGAGCAGAGAACUCAGCCAUGUCAUGCUGGACAUGUGAUCUACAGAACUGUGAAACACUAUAUGGAUCUUGUUUUUAAAGCUGCUUUAGUUUAUGAUAAUUUGUUACACAGCUACAGAAAACUUAUAUAUUAGUGAGCAUGCUCCAGAGAAAUAGAACUGAUAGGCUGAGAAGUCCCACAAUAGGUUGUCUGCAAGCAUGAGAACCAGGAAAGCUGGUGAUGCAAUUCAAUCUAAGUUUGAAGGCCUGAGAACCAGGUGUGCUGAUGUCCAAGGACAGAAGAUGGAUGUCUCAGCGCCAACAGAGAACAAAUUCUCCCUCUGCCUUUUUGUUCUAUUCAGACAACAGAUCGGAUGAUGCCUGCCCACAUUUGUGAGAGUAAUCAAUCUUUUUUACUUUAUUCCUUUACUUUAUAGUCUAUCUAUAAAAAUACCAAUCUCUUCUAGAAAUAUCCUUACAGACACACCCAGGAAUAAUGUUUACCAGCCAUCUGUGCAUCUCUUAACCCUGUCAAGCUGACACAUAAAAUUAACCAUCACAACUUGUACUAUCCCCUAACUGAAUCCCAAGCAGAGAGCACAGUAGGCUCUGAGGUGAAAGUAUGUUUGGUGUGAUCCCGGCAUAGCAGAAGUGGAAUGAAUAUAUAAAGAGAAGGCUGCAGAGGAAGCAGGCAGUUAUGAGAUAGCAAUUUGUAGGUCAUGGUAGGACUUCGGCUUUCACCUGAGGGAAUGUUUUUAGGAGGUGGGGUAGGGUACAUGGACAUGUCGGGAGGAGGGGAAGUCUUAAAAGGACCUUGUUGAGACCUGGCACUAGCUUAGACACUCAGUAAAUGGAUAAACUGAAACCUGCUCACGACGCCCUCUGGAUUGCUAGUCUGAAUCAACCCUGUCAGUCAGAUCCGCCCUGGUCCUCCACAGGUCCCUGUCCCAAGCUUGCAGCAGCCCGCAAGUUUGGCCUGGGUCCCGCCCCUCGGGGCGUGGCUCUGCCCUUGGCGCCGCCCACAUUCGACCCUGGCCCCUCCUCUUUCUGGCUCUCAGGGGUGCUACUGGCCAGGCUCGGGCCUCUGGGGGUCUUGUAACGGUCCUAACAGCUGGGGGCGGGUGGAGCUGCGGGUGGGUCCUCCACUCGGAUCUGCUUUCCUUGUCUUCCGGGACCUGCUGUUGCUCCCCCCUCCACGGCCCCUCCGCCCCCAGUCGCCUCCUCUUCCCCUCCCAGCCCGCUCCUUUGCCCCUUCUUCCUCUCGGCCGCCCCGCUCGCCUCCUGACCAAGGAGUUCGCUGUGCCAGCUCCUUGGCUGUCUGUCCUCACGACCUCCUCAGCCUCUGGACGAAGACGCCAUGGGACUGCAGCUUUGCUGCCUCUCGGUGACGACCCGUUCCUCCCCUUCAGGCGAUCGCCAGCUGGAGUGAAGGCUCCUUGCUGUGACCGAGGCUCUCCUAGGUUCUCUGAGUGAGCCCUGCCGGUGUGUCAGUUUGGCUCUUCAGGUGGUUACACGCACUCCCCAAUGAAACCUCAUCAGCAGAUCCGGCUGCCUUCCCCUCCCUUGCCUCCUAUCCCCCUCAGGCCAGCCCACACAGGUGAGGCCCGGCAGCCGAGAACCUGGAACUGGCAGUUGAAUCCUGAGCUGUGGGCAAGGUCACUUCGACAGCAGUUGAAUGCCCAGCUUCUGGUCUCAGAGGAGAGGAGGGUAGGUUUGUCUCCCAAGGAGGCAUUAUCUGAUGCCCUUGAGUCUCAGCACUCUGUACGUGUCCCGGACAGCAAAGGACAGCCCAGGGCCUGUCAGAGGAAACAGAGGCAGUUCCUGAAGCCAGUGACUGAGUCAGAGCAUCCCACAGUGCUGGAGCUCCUGCUGGCUGAGCUCCGAACUCUAUUCUCAGCUGUGCUACAGGAUGGUAGCCCUGCAGCUUGGCACUACCUGCAUGCAGUAUUGGGCCUGCUGCCUCCGUAUCGUGAGUUGCUAGUUGGUCACCUUGAUUUACUGCCCUUCCUGGAGCAGCUGUACUGCUGGGCGCCCCGGGUCAAAUGCCAGCUCCAGCUGGACCUGCUAGAGGCCAUGGACCGGGCCUUUCCUCCAGACAACUCUUUGUUAGACAGUGCCUCCCACACUGACUGCCGUCCUCGGAAGCAGAGGUUCCAUCACAGGCCCCCCUGCCCAGCCUGCCCUUUUGUGCAGGCCCGGUGGGGUGCACAGCAAGUCAAGGAGGAGUUGGCCACGUGGUUGCGACCACUGACACUCCCGGAGCUACAGCGCUGCCUGGGCAUUGUUGGUGCUGAGGUGGCCCUAGAAGAGGCCUGGUGGCUGGAUGGCCUCAGUCUCCUUCCCUUGGCGCUGGCAACAGACAUCCCUGUACAGUAUGAACGCAGUGACACUGACAACACCGAAAAGGAGCCUGUUGGAAGAAGAGACACUAGGUCUAAGCUUGACUAUGAAGUUCCUAGGAAGAAGUCCUGCCAAAGGAGAAGCACUCGCGUCUUACUUGAUAUUUCUUCCCUGGGUAGCCAGAUGAUGACCAUUCUGAAGACAGAGGGAUUUCUGAAGAAGAUCCAUUUCCUCUAUCUCAAUGUGGCUCCCAACCGGUACUUUAGGCCCUACGACCUGAUGGUGGUGCCACCCAACAGGGUGAAUCCCGAGCACUACAUCUUCUCUCCCUUUGGAAUCCUGCACAUACAUCCUGUGGAAGGUAGUGACGUGAUGACAUUGGGUACCUGGCACCGCCACACUGUUCUCUGGGAGCAGCUCCAGUGCAUUCCAUUCUUCAAGUAUUGCCUCUUACGCAAGUCCUUGACCCGUUGGAAGAAGAAUGUGAGGUUGCAAAGGUUGCAUCGGCUCCAGACUUUCCUAGGAAAUCAUCUGCUCUCUGCUGUGCCUCACUUCGGAGCUGGGCUACUCCAGAUUAGCAGGAUUCUGCAGGAACUACGGUCUGUGUCCUGGCUACCCCAGGAACUAGAUCAGUGCUAUGAGGUGUUAGAACUGAAGAAAGCUCUAGCCAAGGAGAAGUACAAAGCUCAACGGCUGCUACAUCGUUGCCUGAACCUCUGCACAUUCAUUCUUCAACUGAUUCACGAGGACACGUACCACAUGCAACAAGGCUUGCAGGAGCGAGUGCAAAACUGCAACAGGAUCAGGACAGGCCACGGCUCCAUAUACCUUCAGAGGGUACAGCGCCAGCAGCUAGAGCAGAAGCUGAAGCAAGCAGAGGCCUGGUUGCUGCAACUGGGAAAGCUUGCCCACCUAGUUGACUACAUGAUUUGUCAGAGCCUUGUUUCUAUCUUGGAAAAGGAGAUAACCUCUUUUGUGGCCAACAUCCUGCAAGCCCCAAGGCAGAAACCCUUCUUCUCAUCACAGCUGAACUUCAAUGAUUGUGGCCAGCUGUCUCAUAUGCCCAAUGUUGAAAAUAUGAUCCAGAUUCUAUCAGAAGGCCUACAGUCUAUAAAGACCUCUGCCCUACAGGUAAUACAGUCUGCAGAUCAGAAGACCUCCUGGGAUUCCCUGUAUUCUGAAGACCGGAACAGGAAGAGGAGACCAAACCAGAUGGGACCGGAAGAGGAGACUGGACCAGAUAAGACCAGGCAAGGAAGAGGAGACCAGACUGGAGGAGGAAGAGGAGACCAAAUCAGAUGGGACCAGACGAGGAAGAGGAGUUCAGACAAGACAAGACCAGAAGAUGAAGAGGAGGACUCGAACACAGAGUUCCCGUUGCCCAAGUUCCAGGGCCAGCCCAGCGAUGCUGUGCGUAUCUUCUGCGGCCCAAAUGUAGGAUUGAUAUGGCCCUGGAAGACUUGCCCAAUUGCUGGUCUCCUGGAGGUCCGUGGGCACCGGCUGCGGGGCCAGUACUUGCCCCACAAUCUUGAGCAGCUGCGGGAAGACCUGGACAACAGCUCUCGAAUCCAGCAGGCACUGACUAAAUACCACAUGCUGAUGGAGGGGAUGCUGCGGGAGGUGCAGGAAUUCUGCAGUGAACAUCACUGGCUAACAACCAUUUAUGACUUCCUGCAAUCCUGGGGGCCUCAGAAGUUGGAGGACAUGAGAGGCUGUCCUGUCAAGAACUAUGUGAGGCUGGUGAGCCUCUUGAAUCAUUGGCAGGACCGUGUCUCCAAUAUGCCUAUCAAGUUUCUCACAAAAGGCAAGUUGCUGCUGGUGACCUGCCACGAUGUACAGGCAGAGAUGGAAUCCAAGCUGGACAACAUGAAGAAGGACAUCCUUGCACAGGUGCAGAACGAGUGCUGGACUCGCAGUCAGCAGCUCAUGACAGAGCUCACAGAGUUCACGCGGGUCUUCCAAAACAUCAACUCGGACAUUCAUGCCAUUGGGCAGUGCUCCCAGAAGUUGGAUAAGGCCAAUGAACAGUACAUGGAGCUGGAGAAGCGAAUUGAAUACAUACGGGCACUCCACGAACUCAUCCGCACCCACUUUAACCUCUUUAGUGCUGAAAAUGAGGCACUGGACAUCUCGGUGAGAGGACAAUUCAGGGAGUCACCCAUCCCUCCCGGUCCCCCUCCCCCACAACCACAUCUACUUCAUUACCCUCUGCUUGUCUCACAGCUUCUGGAUGUAUGGGAGGCAUUUCAGUUUGAGAAGAGCCAGGCCUCAGAGUUCUUGCUCAGCAAGCGACAUGCCAUCGUGCCCAAGCUGCAGCAGAUGAUGGCAGCAGCAUUGGCAGAGCUGGACAGCCUGCUUGAGAAAGCCCUGUCUGGUCCCUUCAUGGACCCCACACAAGAGCAGAGAAGCACUGAGCGUCAGCUCAUCUCCAUGGAGCGCCAGUUCCAGGACACAGUCAACCACCUCGGUGAACUGCACCAUGCCUAUGUCACCUUCACUGGGGAUGAGAGACCUGUGCCUUUGCCUAUCUGUGGGACCCGUCCUAUUGUGCAGCAGCAACGCAUCUGGCACCUGUACCGAGUCAUCUCUGAAAACAUCAGCGAGUGGAAGUGCAUGGCUUUUGCCAAGUUCAGUCUGGCUAUGGCCCAGGAGAAGACAAAUGUCUGGCUGACGGAGGCAGCACGGAUGUGCGCGACCCUGGGGCUGCACAGCCCAGUGCUGCAACGCUGCAUGCGAAUACUGGAGGAGUUUCGCAACUACCUGCCAUUGCUCACCAAGCUGAGCAGCCUCCAACUGCAGAGCCCCAUCUGCCAAUCCCUCCUGCGAGCCUUAGGGCUGGGCAGUCACCAAAACCUAGAACGCCUAACACUGGGCCAGCUGCUCGCUUGUCCACUGCUGGAGUUUGCAGAUCGAAUCAACCAGGUCUGGCAGUACGAAAACAACCGAAUUCAGGCCCAAGAGACCCUACGGAAGCUACAGCGGCAUUGGGAAGUUCGCCAGCUGCGCCUGCUCAACUUCAUCCUGCAUGUCCCCUACAAGCCACCAGUCUCAGAGCGUUCCAAGAGACACAUGCUCCACAGCCCCCAAUGUGAGGUAGUGGACAAGGAUAGUGGCACCUUUAUCCUCUCAGAUUACAGCAGCCUGAAGGAUUCCAUCCAGGAAAGUCUUCAAGUGUUGUUCAAGGUCCUGGCCAUCCAAAAAUCAGGAGACUUACACAAAAUAUCUCUGGAGUGGGUGACCAUCAUGCAUGGCCUGAGUGCCCUGCUGGAGGUGUGGGUAACUUUCCAGCAGAAGUGGAUUUUUCUGAAUAAAGUUCUGCAUGAGAUGGAGAUCCAGUUUCCUAAUGCUGACCUGGACUCUCGUUUCAAGGCCACGGAUGAACAGUAUCGAGCCCUGAUGCACAUCUCUGUAGCUGACCCCAUGGUUCUGUCACUUAUAGUGCCCAGUGCCAAGAGGAGCCCUUACUACCAAGGCCAGCAGCUGCAACAACUGCUGCAAGCAGGAUCAGCGGAGCUGGAGGGUAUCAUCAUGGCUUUGGAGAGUGUGCUAUAUGGGAUGUGUGCUUACUUCCCCCGCCUCUUCUUCCUCAGUGACAGUGAGCUGGUAGCCCUGCUGGCUUCCCCACUAGAGUCAUGCGAGGCCCAGCUAUGGGUCCAACGCUGCUUUCCUCACGUGCAUGCUGUGAGUUUCAAGUCCCGUUCAACUGAUGAGAAAAACAGGAACGACCAGGCACCAAGCCCAAGCACACAGGCUGAGCUGGAGGCACUUGCAGUGCUAGGGGUGGGUGGGGAGGUGGUGAAGCUGCAGGAGCCCCUUCCUCUGCAUUCAGAUCUCCCUAAGUGGCUGGCCUCUCUGGAGAAGUGUCUGCGCUUGGCAUUGGUGCACAUGCUACAGAACUGUGUGGCUGCCCGCCUUGCCCAGGGGCCAUCCCUAAGUGAAGCCUUCAAGCAAAGCCAGUUGCCCCAACAACUAUAUGUCUACCGCUGGCUGGAUUUAGUCGAGGCCUUCCCAUGGCAGUGUGUGCUGGUGGCAGAGGAGGUGGUGUGGCGGGCUGAGAUGGAGGAGGCUCUGCUUAAAGGGAGGACCCCAGCCAUGGCCACCGUGCAUACGCGCAGGCUUGAGGCACUGGUGAAUUUUGUACGGGGCCAGAGGGGCUCCCAGGAUGGGCAGCCCCUUUCCUCUGUCCGCCAGACCAGCCUGCUCAGUGCCCUGCUGGUCAUGGCAAUGACUCACCGGGAUAUAGCACAGUUGCUGGAGCAGCACCAGGUCAGAGAUCUAACAGACUUCCACUGGGUUCGCCAACUUAAGUAUCACUUGGGUUCAUCUCACAUGAUCCUCCAAACCCCCCUGAAAAGUCUCAAGGCUAUCACAUCUACUGAGCCUUCUGUGUCACCAGCUGCGUGCUGGGUAGAUGUACUGGGCCGGUCCUUCCUGUACAAUUAUGAGUACCUGGGUCCCAGACUGGGCCCUCUACCCAGCCUGCUGCCAGAGCGAACAACCCUGGUGCUGUUAUUGGCCCUGGAGGAAGUGGUCUGUGGGACCCUCCUGGGCCCUGAUGGUGUGGGCAAGGUUGCUACAGUGAAAAGCCUGGCACAGGCCCUGGGCCGCCAGCUGGUGAUGCUGUCCUGCUCACCGCAAAUAGAGGCCCAGUGCCUGAGCAACUACCUGAAUGGUGCCCUGCAGUGUGGUGCCUGGCUGCUGCUGGAUGCAGCUCAGCACCUGCCCUCUGGCUUGCUCUCUGCCUUGGGCCAGCGCCUGGCUGAACUGCACCACAUUUAUGCCCCACUGUAUCAGGAGGCUUCCCAGACCACCAGCACCACAGACCCCACCCAGCCCCAGCUCCUUGGCAGUGGUUUCUUUGAGAAACAUCACGUGUCCAUGCGCCUUGGCUAUGGCUGUCUCCUGACACUACGUGCCCUGAGCCCUGUUGUGCCUGCCAACCUGCACUUGCUACUGCGGCCUGUGGCAUUGGCACUUCCUGAUCUCCAGCAAGUGGCAGAGCUGACCCUGCUGGGAGCAGGGGUGCGGGAUGCCUCCCGCAUGGCUACCCGCCUAUCCAAAUUCUUCUUCCUAGAGCGUGAGCUUGUGUCUGGGCCCCUGCCCUGCCGGUUGCCACUGCUCAAGCAGAUACUAACAGACACAAUACAGACACUAAAUGAGACCAACGGGAAACCCAAGACUCAACAGCAGCACAGCCAGGCUGCCAUUGAGGAGGCUGCCCUACUGCAUGCCCUGCUGCGCUCACCACUGUUCAACAUCCUCAAUGGGCUCCGCCUGCAUAACCUCCGAGAGCUGCUCUGUGGGCUUUUCCCUAAUGCCAGCCACGUGUUGGCAGAGCCUAUGACCCAAAGGCUGCUGAAGCCACUAACGGUGGAAGAACUGAGGCAGGUAGGCCUGCAUCCCAGCCCUGACAUUUUGGGGUCCCUGGAACAGCUGAGCCAGGCCCUGUGCCGGGCCUCAGGCAUUCUGCUCCUGGGACCUGCAGGCAGUGGCAAGACCACUUGUUGGCACAGCUUAUUUAAGAUCCAUAAUCGGCUGGCAGCCAUGGAGGCCACCUCAACCCAUGGCUACCAGCCUGUGGAAAUUACCCACCUAUACCCCAGUGUCCUCAGUCCCCAGGAGUUCUUGGGAUGGAUAGAGGGCCCCUGCUGGCACCAUGGUGUCUUCCCCAGGGUACUUCAAGCAGCCAGUCAGUGUAACAACAUGGGGCCAAAAGGGCAGAAGGGGGAAUCAGUGGGGAUCCAGCACUGGAUAAUAUGUGAUGGGGCCUCUAGUACCGCUUGGCUGGACUCCAUCACUUGCCUCCUGAGUGAGCCCCCCCAGCUUAGUCUCCCCAGUGGACAGCAGAUAGCACGACCCCCAGGUACCUUUCUCCUGAUGGAGGUGGCAGAUGCAACAGGCAUGUCUCCCACAGUGGUGGGCUGUUGUGCCCUAGUCUGGUGUGGUGGGGAGCAGACUUGGCAGUGCGUGCUUAGUGUCCUGAUGGCAUCCCUGCCCCAUGAGUACCACCUGCAGCAACAGACACUCACGGAGCUCAACCGCCUGGCUGAAGUUCUGGUGCCUGCCACGUUCCGAUUCCUCACCCGCCACGGUGCCAGCUCUGUGCUGCAGGUACAUGGGCAGCAGGCUGUUUGCCCAGGUGUGGCAGAAGUCACCAGCCUGGCCCGCAUCUUGCGUGCUCUGCUUGACCUCCACCUGAGUCUAGAGGAGAAGAAGGCACAUGGCCGAGAGGACCUCAGCUUUAGCCAUCCUGUGUCCCAAAGCAUCAAGUCUUCAAAACGCAGCUCUCUGAACCAGGCCCAGGCUGACAGCAAUGACGUAUCGAAUAAUCACAGGGAACACUUGCUGGCUGUCAGCAGUUUUCUCUUUGCCCUGAUCUGGGGCUUUGGAGCCCACCUUCCCUCCAGGCUCUGGCUCCUCUUUGAUAACUUCAUGAGGGGUUCCAUUUGCUGCCUCUCCAACUACCCUGAGCCACCACCCUCAGCCUUGGUGUUCGAUCUACAUGUAAGCCCUGAAGAUGGGACACUGGCCCCCUUCACUGGGCAAUACCUGAGCAACCACGUGAAAGCGCCUCUGGGCACCUUCCACCCUAUUACUCAGACUGAACCGCUCUUUUAUGUGGUGGACCUGCUUCUGUCAGCGGGACAGCCAGUGCUGCUGGCUGGAGAGGCAGCAACAGGGAAGUCAGCCUUUGUGGAGGCGCUAGUGGAGCCAAGUCACCCUUACAUAUACAGCACCAUCCACCCUGCCUUCAGCUCCACCCACCUCCGUCUCCUGCUGAGUAAAGGGGUCCAGGGCCAAGCCCAAGCCAGCCUGCCUGGGCACCACCAGGAUUCUAAAGGCUCCCUUCUCUUCCUGCUGGAGGAUCUGCACCUGGCCACUUCUGACCCAGAGAAGAGCUGCCAGCCGGUGUUGGAGACUCUGCGCCAGGCCAUAAACGGCACUGUGUAUGCCCAUGGCACCUUGGAACUGCAGACGCUGCAGCCUAUAGUCAACUUCCUUGCCACUGUCACAGUGCCAGGCUACUGUGAGCGUCCACUAUGCCCACGCCUCUUUCGACUCUUCACAGUGCUGGCCCUGGAAAGCAUGACCAAGGCCACCCUGGUGAGCAGGCAUGUGCCUGGUAUUCAGGCCUGGCUUGAGCGCUUCCCUUCUAUGGAGCGGGAGGGUGUUCUGGCAAGAGCUCUGGUCUGGGCCUCAGUAGAGGCUUGGGAGGCUGUGUGCAACUGCUUCAUGCCUUCACCCCUCUGCCCACACUACCGCUUUUCCCUGCACUCAGUGAGCCAGCUAUUGGGCAGCCUGCAGCUGCUGCCCACCAGAAUAGGCUCUCGAGGUUUUGUGGACUGUCCCAAACACCAGGAGCACUUGCGCCGGGUGUCAGGCUUGCGUGGCACUCGCCUGAACAUUAUGGUGGCCACGCGCAACAUGGUGCGUCUUUGGUUGCAUGAGGCACAGAGAAUAUUUUGUGACCAGCUAGACAGCCCUAGGGAACGCUCCUACUGUGCCAAGCUGCUCCUAGAAGUAGCUCAGAGUGUCUUCUGCUGUGGGCUGCGGCCCCAACACCUGGGUAAGGACCUUGAGGAGGAGGAGGAGGAGGAGGAGAAGGUGCCUGAAGUGGAAUCCGAAGGGGAGUUGGCCCAGUGGGAGGACUCAAGCAAUAGCAACAGUGAGACAGAGGAGGAAGAGGACCCUUAUGGCCUUCAGAUCAUCAGAAGCUCAUACCCCACUAAUCCAACUCAGACACCAUCCAUAAAGCCAGCAAUCAAGGAGACCAGAGAAAGCAUCAGUCACGAGAUAAGGCAGGAGAAAGACACAAGGGCUUCCAGCCCUCAGCUCCAGGAAAAUAAAUCAUCCAAGUCUUGGUGGCAUAAGGCACCCCAGAUGGACCAAAUCUCACCACUAUUGCUACCAGUGCUACUACUCCGUCCCCAGGAAAAGCCCUCAGAUCUGGUCUUCAGUCAGGAGCUGAUACUGAGGUCUAACUCUGAGAGCCCCAACUUGUACCUGGAACGACAAUGGGAGAGCCUGGAGGAGCAGCUGGCCACCUCAGCUUCUCAGCUGAAGCUGAGCCCCAACCUUGCCCGAUGCCACUCCAUGGCCCAGCAUGUGGCCCGCCUAGUCCGGAUGCUGGCCAAGCCCCGGCAGCAUGGCCUACUGCUCUCACAGGCUGAGGGUACUGGGCGCCAUACUGCUAUCACUCUGGCUUCUUGCAUUUGUCAGGCCCGCCUCUUACAUCUGCCAUCUGGGUCAGAGGAGGACAUUCUCCAGUGCCUACGAGAUGCCAGCUGGCAUGCUGGCAUGUUAGGACAACCAGUAGCCCUGCUGGUGCCCAAGCGUGUGAAUCUUAUAACCCUUCAUCGCCUAUUGGCCCUGGCAACCUCAGGCAGUUUCCCUGAUCAGUACACAGAGGUGGACCUGGACGCCAUUGAAGAACACUUCCCCAGGGAGAACACUGGUGCCAAACAGAACAUCAAGAAGGAAAUGGUGUUACCGAGGUUCUACCAGCAAGUAUGCAGCCACCUGCACAUGUUCUUCCUGAUUGAAGAUGAACAGAGCCGCAAGCAGAUGUCCUCCACCCUUUUUCUGAGGCUCCUUCAACUGGCCACUGCCAGCAUUGACCACUAUGAACCCUGGGACCAAGCUGCCCUGGUCAAGGUGGCCCAGCACCACCUGGAGCGUGCUCAGAGUCUACCCCUUGAUGAUGGUUUAUGGAAGGGCCCAGACCUCCAGGCCUCAAUUCCCAGUGUGGCCAAAGCCAUGGCUUGGAUCCACCUUUCGGCUGCCUGCUACCACAAGCAACUGUGCCCUGUAUUGCCACUUGUCACCCCCAAGACCUUCCUAGACUUUCUGGACACCUUCCUGCUACUGCAACAACAGAUGAUUCUGCAGAUGAAGAACAAGGCUAAGCAGAUCCAGAAUGCCAUGAUGAAUCUGAAAAUGCUGAUUAACGAGCACAAUGCCCAUGCCAACCUGAUCUUCAGCUUGGAACAGAAGCUGAUAGACUCCCGCAAGAACCUCAGCAUAUUUCAGCAGCAGCUAGAGAAAAUCAAGCUCCAGUACAGGUGGCAGCUGACAGAGUGUCGGCAUCAGGAGACCCUCAUUGAGAGCCUGACUAAGCAGCGGGAUAUCCUGCGGGAUCAGUAUGAGGCGUUCCUGGAACAGAUGGACAAGGCAUUUCUGGGGCCUCUGAGCCAGCUGCAAGUAGCUGACUUUGAGGAGAUACGGAGCUAUCGAGCACCACCAGAAUCUGUGGUCAGGGUGACUGAUGCACUGUGUGACCUCUUCCACUGUGAAACAGGCUGGGCCAGUGCUAAGCAACUGUUAUGCACUGAAGAUUUUUAUCAGGAGCUGGUGUUCUUCCCCAAGGAGAAGAUGACAGACGCAGAGCUGGUAAAGUUGCACCUAGCUCUGCAUGCUCCAGGUAUGAGCAAUGCAGCCCUGCAGGCAGUCAGCGCAUCUGUGGCAAGACUGGCGACCUGGCUCUGGGCCGUUAUGCGUUAUGGGCUGGCACAGCGCCGGGGGCUGCCCACUGGCCUGCUGCUGCAGCAAGUGGAGGUGACACUAGCUCGGGAGCAUGCUCGCCUGGGCCACUACCAGUUUCAGGUCCAGGAGUUCCUGGAGCAGAGUUUGGCUCUGGUUAAGAAGGUGGAGGAUGCCCAAGUUGCUUAUAACUCUGUGGUGGAGGCCCUCAAUUGGGCACUGAGCGACCAAUAUCACAAAUGGCCCAUAAAGGCUGCACUGCUCACCCCCAUGUACUCCUGGAAUAUACAGCUCCAGAAGGUGAAGGAGCACUGCAUUACUGUGUUCGGAGAUGCCCUUCUACGUGCAGCCGCCAUCACCUACCUGGGUCCCUUCCCACCACUGCGGCGCCAAGAGCUCCUGGACAAGUGGCUGGCUCUGUGUAGGGGCUUUCAGGAGGCCCUGGGCCCAGAUGAUGUGGCACAGGCACUGAAGCAGAAGCAAAUAUUUGUCAACAUGCCACCAAAGAAGCCCCUGCUGCCCACACGCUCUUCCUUUAGUAUUCUGUCCUUGAUGAGCUCUGUGUCCGAACAGUGCCAGUGGGACCGAGAAUUGAAGCCACAGGCAAAGUCAGCCCGCUUGGCAGGCCUGCUUCUGCGAAGUACCACCCACUACAGUAGUUGCCGUUGGCCUCUGCUGCUUGACCCCAGCAACGAGGCCCUCAUGUGGUUGAACCCAUUGCCUCUGGAAGAGAACACAGGCAUGGUGCCCUCGGGUAGAGGGAAGAGACUCGUGAGAAACCAAAAUAAAGAAAGUAAAGAGGAGGACAGGAAAGAGGAAGAUGAUGAUAGUGAAGACAGUCAGGAGGCUAAGCACCAGACAAAAGAGAAGAAGAGGGAAGAAAGGGAAAACAAGGAGGAGGAGUAUGUGCAAGAGCAAGAAGAGGAAAAAGAGGAAAAAGAGAAAGAGAAGGAGAAGGAGACGGAGAGCCAGGAGACACAGCCAGCCUCUGAGACUCAGUCUCCACCUCUUCCCUAUCUUAGUGUGCUCUCAGGCGCCGACCCAGAGCUGGGUCCUCAGCUCUUGGGGGCAGCUGCUGGUGGCCUGCCCGUGCUACUGACCAACGUGGAGCUGGGCCUAGAGUGCCAAGAACUGCAAUGGUUGCUGCACCGGGAGCAGCUGAGUCCACCCCAGGUGCAGCCUGGCUUCUGUCUCUAUCUGAGCACCACCCUGCCCCUCCAUGCCUUGGAAAAAGUGCUAGGUCGUGAACUGCUGAAGGGGCUGAAUGUGCUGGAUCUGGGCCUGAACAUGGAAAUACUAGAAGAACAGAUGCUGCAUGAAAUCUUGUUCAGAGAGCGUCCUGAGCUCGAGAACCGCUGGCAGGACCUGAAGAUCAGAGCCCUGGAUGCUUGUGAAGCCGUGGAGGCUGCUGAGGAGCAGCUGCUGAUGAGGCUGCUGCUCCAGAAUUCGAAGUGUCAAAAACCAGCUAAGUUUCUGCGGAACAUGGUGAGGGCCCAGGCAGAGCUCUGUCAGCUGCGUGCCCAUUCCGAAGAGGUAGAAGAGAAGAAGCUACAGGAGAUGGUAUUAUGGGCACCUUAUCGGCGUGUGGUUUGGCAUGGAAUGGCCAUUAUAAAGGCCCUAAGCCAACUGCAGAAUUUGCUGCCACUUUUCCGUAUGAGGCCAGAGAACUGGCUGGCUGUCAUCAAGCAGGCUCUAGACAGGAUGAAGCCAUGUGAGAUUCAUCGUGGGGAGGACCUGGCCAGCCAUCUGCUGCUGCUGAGAACACACCUGACCCGCCAACUGCUGGGCAGUGUCGUGGCCGCACUGGGCCUGACCCAAGUACCCCUGGUGGGUGCCUUGGGUGCUUUGGCUCUGCUGCGAGUGACAAGGAAGGCAUCAGAGCUGGAGAGGCUGGCACUCUGGCCUGGAUUGGCAGCCUCUCCCAGCACAAGUCACAGCAAGAAAGUCCCGAGGGUGACUCGACCUGCCUGGGUAGGGCCAAGAGCCUGGCAUGAAUGUGAGUUGUUAGAGCUGCUUCCCCCAUUUGUUGGGCUGUGUGCAUCCCUGGCAGGCCACUCCAGGGUUUGGCAGGCUUAUCUGUCACUGUCAUCCACAGUGCUGGGUCCUGCACCUGGGCCUGGUUCUGAGCCACUCAGCCUCCUCCAGAAGCUGAUCCUGUGGCGUGUGCUGCGACCUGAGUGCCUGGCAGGUGCCCUGGCAGACUUCACCACCAGCCUCCUGGGCCGGCCCCUGGAUGAAAACUUGGGUGCCCCCACCAUGCCAUUUAAACAUAGUCAGGCCACUCAGCCCAUGCUGAUCUUGUUGCCACCACCUGGUCACCCCACAGCCACUUUGCAUCCCUUGAGUGUCAUCCAGAAACUGGCUGCCAAGCAUGAGCAGGGGCAGAAACAUCUGCAGGUGAUAGCCCUGGGCUCUGAAUCCUGGGACCCAGUCUCGGUCGUGGUCAGCACUCUAUGCCAGGCCAUGAACAAGGGGCACUGGCUGGUGCUAGAUAACUGUCAUCUGAUGCCUCAUUGGCCGAAAGAGCUGCUAAAGCCCUUGCUGGGACUGUUGGAUGGAGCCAAAGUGGUCUCGGACCCGGAAUUGGAACUGCUUUUAGCCCAACCUCAAAGCAGGAAUGUGACCACAGUCCACAGAGAUUUUCGUCUUUGGCUUAUUGUGUCUGCGGAGUCUACUGCUUCCUUGCCAGCUGUGCUGACUCAGCACUCCAUGCCUGUUUUCUGGGAUCAAUCCCUGGAGCUGGGCCACGUUUUGAUCGACAGCAUGGAGCUAGCCCAGCAAGGACUUUACAUGCAACCCCCAACCCAGGCACUGCCCCUGCUCCUCCUACAUGGCCUUCUGCUACACCGGCAGCUCUACAGAAUGAGGCUGCAGGCACACAGGGGCCGCUGGAGUCAAGUGACCCUAACCCAGGUCCUUAAGAUCCAAGAUCAGCUGUGGGCCAGUCUCAGCAAUCCCAGUGCUGCCAUGAAGCAGCUGGCUGCUUCAGUUUUCUAUGGGGGUCCUGUUGGGGACACCGAGGACAGGAAGGUCCUGACUAGCCUCACACAAGCCUGCCUGAGUCCCAGCAGUGGGAGUUGGGUCCAACCACACACACCACAGCAUCUGCUGGCCACACUGAUGCCCAGCCCAGAGCUAGGGGAGCUGGAUGCAAUGGCAGAGUGCAAGGCCCAGAUGCAACUCCUGCCCACACCACCUGAACCCCGGAUCUGUGGACUGAGUGAGGGCACCCGGGCCUGGCUGUUGCGACGCCAGAGUCGCGCUCUCCUGAGCGCUCUGCAGCUGAGUUCACCUGCAUGGGUUCCUGCGGCUCGCGGAAGCGCCCAGCGUACAGAAAGGCGACUGCGGCAACGCCUAGUGCAAGCCACGCGGAGGCUGGAGUCACUGCAGAUGCUGCUGACUAACCCUGCUCGCCAAGACGAGUUUAGAGCCCCAUGGGCCGUGCUGGGCCCGAAUGCGCGGCGGCCUCUCGAAGGCUUCCUAGAGGUCGAGGCGCUGGAACUGAACCAGCUGGCUGGCAUGAUACAACGGGACCUCAACUGCCUGUUGCAGCAGCUGAAGGGCGCACCUCCGUGCACCUCCCGGCGUUGUGCCUCAGUGGCCCAUGCCCUCUGGAAUGGCCGCCUACCCAAGCCUUGGCAAGCUCAUGCGCCCGCCCGUCCGCAGCCGCCCUGGCACUGGCUGCGACAGCUGUCGCGUCGUGGGCAGCUGUUGGUUCGCUACCUGGGCGUGGGCGCGGGCAGGGGCACGGGGACGGGCACGGAUACCGACACCAAUGAACCAGAGCAUAUCUUCCACCUGUCAGCCUUUAGCCACCCGCGCCGCCUAUUGCUGGCACUGCGUUGGGAGGCUGCCCUUAACCAGAAUGUGUCUGCCUCAAAUCGUCCUGGUAGCCAAGGCUUAGGUUUCACUCAGUUCCCGUAUAGACGUCAGGAGUUAAAGAGCAGCCCUCUGCACCUCCAGGUGGAGAAUGGCCCAAAUCCCUCGGCUCCAGAGAGUGGUCUGCUGCUGAUCGGGCUACAGCUCCUACACGCGGAGUGGGACCCCAUAGCUGGGGCCUUGCAGGACAGUCCUUCCAGCCAGCCCAGCCCUCUGCCUCCGGUCAGCGUCAGCACACGGGCCCCGAACGCCACAGACCUUCCACCCCCAGCCGGCCUGCCUGUGUACUCCUGUCCUGUGUACAUGGCAGGGCCCCUCGGCACCACGAAGCUGCAGAGCAGGAACAUCCUGAUGCACCUGCCCCUACCCACAAAGCUCAGCCCUGCCACCUGUGUCCAACGGAGAGUCCAUGUGUGCAGCCCACCCCUGCUCUGAGCCCCUCUACCAAAAUAAAGUUGUAGUUAUUCCAUGA